Messenger RNA from Perognathus longimembris pacificus (Pacific pocket mouse), 618 nucleotides. Its product is annotated as CD209 antigen-like protein 2. The record is from RefSeq and is a predicted model, not a curated record. NCBI's taxonomy places the organism in Eukaryota, Metazoa, Chordata, Mammalia, Rodentia, Heteromyidae.
AUGGGGUAUCUGGGUCGCGGCCACACCCCUCUUGUGCUGAAGCUCCUCUUCUUCCUCUUCUUCUUUGGGCUCCUGCUGGCCAUUCUUGUCCACAACCACUUGUGCCGGCCCUGCCCCUGGGAGUGGACAUCCUUCCAAGGAAACUGUUACUUCUUCUCCAAGUCCACCCGAAACUGGGCCAAUUCUGUCAUUGCCUGCCAGGAAAUGGGGGCCCAGCUGGUUGUCAUCAAAAGUCACAGGAAUAGGCAGUUUAUUCCUACCGUGUUGUUGGUGUUGGUGUUGAAUUUUUUGCAACUGAUUUCCAAGAAUAAAGGACACAGGAUGGGGAUGUCAGACCUGAACAAGGAAGCCAUGUGGCACUGGGUGGAUGGCUCACCCCUGUUGCAUGCCUUCAUCAAGUACUGGAACCGCCCUCAGGAGCCCAACAACCUAGGGGAAGAAGACUGUGUGGAGUUUGACGGCAGUGGGUGGAAUGAUGACAACUGUAAGGCCAACAACUUCUGGAUCUGCAAAAAAACCUGCAACUUCCUGCCCCACAAUCCCACAAUCCCUUGCAGCUCCAUCCUUCCACCCUGCCUGCUGGUGGACUCCUGGGCCCCUUUGGAGCUGGACCACUGA